AUGCAUAAGAUACAUGCUAAGAGCACCUCAGUUAAAUAUGACACAGUCAAAAGACACUCGGGUAAAUACGACUCGGUCAAAUAUGACUCGGUCAAAAGACACUUGGGUAAAUACAACUCGGUCAAAUAUGACUUGGUCAAAAGACACUCGGUCAAGAGACACUCGGUCAAGAGACACUCGGGUAAAUACAACUCAGUCAAAUAUGACUUGGUCAAAAGACACUCGGUCAAGAGACACUCGGGUAAAUACAACUCGGUCAAAAGACACUUGGGUAAAUACAACUCGGUCAAAUAUGACUCGGUCAAAAGACACUCGGGUAAAUAUGACUCAGUCAAAUAUGACUUGGUCAAAAGACACUCGGUCAAGAGACACUCGGGUAAAUGCGACUCGGUCAAAAGACACUCGGGUAAAUACGACUCGCACCUGCAUGACGGUGCCAUUAGGCAGGGUGGCAUAGCCGUUCAUAGGGAUGUGGUAACUACUGAGUGGGACAGAUACCGGAAUGUGCUGAGACUAAACCUUGAGAUGCGCUGUCGUGGCGGCAAUGCCAUUGGGUGGGGCGAUCAGCCUGACCGAGUCGCCAUCUGGCAUAGGAGUGCCAGAAUGGUUGCCAUUGGCUCUGUUCGUGGAAGCGGCGGUGCGAGGAGGGGACUGCUGAGCUGA
Messenger RNA from Suillus paluster, 663 nucleotides. RefSeq lists its product as uncharacterized. Lineage: Eukaryota; Fungi; Basidiomycota; Agaricomycetes; Boletales; Suillaceae. The transcript is spliced from 3 exons. The record is from RefSeq and is a predicted model, not a curated record. The coding region runs from base 1 to 663 and encodes 220 amino acids.